AUGUUCAAAAUCACGGCGAUAAUUUCACUCAUGCUUAUUGCGACUUGGUCGCAAGCAGUUUCUAGAAGAAAUAAGAAGGAUUCACGUCCUACUGAAGAUUUCGACACAGGUAAUAUGGAAGAUCGUAGUGGUGGUAGAUUUGAAUAUAAGAUUAGUAUUAGUUAUGGGAGCACGCUAUGGGCGGCGGGCUUGUCCUGUGACUCGUGCGGCAGUGAGUGCGCCUCGGCGUGUGGCACGAGGCACUUCCGAUCCUGCUGCUUCAACUACCUCAGGAAGAAACGAGGUCCAGAUGCGCUCUGGACACCAAACCUGCAAGAUGCGAAAGAGAACCAACAGGAGAGGUUCCCGAUCUUUGCUGUUAAAUCUAUACCGGAUCCCUGGUACACAAAUCUCGUGUCAAACAGUUACAGACCUUAUCCUUAUGAAGAUACGGCCGAUAACCACUUGCAAAUGAUUUAUGACCUUUAA
This is a messenger RNA of Diatraea saccharalis (sugarcane borer), 468 nucleotides long. NCBI's taxonomy places the organism in Eukaryota, Metazoa, Arthropoda, Insecta, Lepidoptera, Crambidae. The record is from the annotation of a GenBank genome assembly.